Molecule: messenger RNA, 6325 nt
Organism: Rhagoletis pomonella (apple maggot)
Lineage: Eukaryota; Metazoa; Arthropoda; Insecta; Diptera; Tephritidae
Gene: Shab
Product: potassium voltage-gated channel protein Shab
Exons: 13
Coding region: 1386-6311 (1641 amino acids)
Biological process (GO): potassium ion transmembrane transport; protein homooligomerization
Cellular component (GO): membrane; voltage-gated potassium channel complex
Molecular function (GO): delayed rectifier potassium channel activity; protein binding
Source: RefSeq, a predicted model, not a curated record
GCUGCAAUCGGACGUCGGUAGAGCUCAGCUACGAACGAAAGUGUUGAGGUGCUCCCUAAAUCAGGGAAAAGUCAGGCAAAGAUAAUCCAAAAAGAAAAAAAUAUGAAAAUAUAUAUUUUUUGAGUAGAAGAAAUAUGUGAAAAAUGGGUUUGCCUAGAAAAUCGGCUACAGAAUGCAAUGCAAAUAAAAAGUGACAGCCCGAAGAAAAUAAAAAAGUAUGUUACAGUGAAAAAAUAAUAUAGUAUAUACUAAGGGCAGUGAAAAAAUUGGGUGAAAAAGUAUACUAACAUACUAAUGCAUGGUUAUAAACUUAAAUUCAAAAUAAAGAUUGGGUGGAGUUUUUAAAAGAAAAUAAAGUGAGCAAAUAAAUUUGCAAAAAAAAGUGAAAGUAAAUGGAAAAUUAACGCAUUAAAUGAAGGAAAAGCGUGAAGGCCUAGUUAACUACAAACAUAUAUACAUACAUGCGCAAAUAUUGGCAGUGAAAACGACAAAAAGCAAGUUUUCUGUCUGACAACGAAAGGGCGACAUUAGCAAAUCUAUAAAAAAAACCGAUGGCAAAAUAAAUGUGCUGGAAACGUGGCUACACGAAUUGCCCGAAUAAUUCAGAUUUGAUCAAGAAAAAUUUACAUAAUUUAAAUGGUUUGUCAUUAAAAUAAAAAAAAAACAUAGUGAUUUGAAGCUUAUACUCGUAGAUAGUGUUAAAAAGUGCAAACGAUAAAUAAAGGAAAGAUAUGUUUAAAAUAUAUGUAUGCAAUAUAUUAUACGCUAAUAUUCUGUUUUUCAACUCAGCUGUUAAAUUGCUAUUUCAAAACCUAUACGCUUGCUACGGCUAAAUACUCAUUAAGAUACAAAUGAAGGCAGCUUGAUAUUAUGACGUAUAAUUAAGAGGAAUAAGGAAAUAUUCAGCUGGCAUAUAUACAAAUGCAACUAUAAAAACGCACACAUAAUGAAGAUAAUCAUAGUGCUAACCGCAUUGAUAAGCUGCCAAAAGUUAUACGUUCCGUUGUGAUAAAUAAUUGCGAAGAGUGUGACAUCGAUUAGUAGUUAAUAUAUGUACAUCGUGGUAGUAGAACGACCAUUUGGGAUUAGCUAAGGGAACUUAACAAACAGCCUGUGAUUCAAUCAUUAGAAAAAGACAUGUGGGAGAGCCGCUACGCAAUACAAACUUAUAAUUUUGAAGUGGAUGCUGCAAAUAAUAUACCGGAUACUAAGAUAGUGGAAAUAUUUGUGAUUCGUGACCAUACAACUAAGUUUAAUUUAGUAAAAAAGAACACAUUUUGAAAGGAAAUCUAGAAAAAUUUUCCUGAGAGUCACAAAUAAAAUUUGCUUGAUUACUAUAGAGAGACUGUAAUAACAAAAUUUAUGCAAUGUAGCGUGGCGGACUUAUGGUCGGCGAACGCGAUAGAGACCGUGAAACGGUACGCUGGGAAACGGGUGAUGCAACACCGCCCCAAUUCAAUAAUGGAGGUACGCAAAUGGUCGGACAACUGCAUGGUGGACAGGCUGCUAGCCAACAACAACAACAGCAAAAGCAGCAACAGUCUCAGCGCGAUCUACAGCUACAGCAGCAACAACAUUUGCAAUUGCAACAGCAACAAUUACUCCAACAACAACAGCAGCAACAAACCAGUAAUUGGAUUGAAAACGAAACGCUUGGCCGCAGCCCGGCAUCUGGAGCAACAGCUGCCGUCAGUAGCCUCAGCCACAUCACCCAGGGCUACGACCUUGGCGACAACAACGAUAACCAAGCCUACUACGAUACAAGCGGUAAUGUCGAUUGGGGCCGAGCGAUGGGAACCGGUGGAGCUAGUUCAUUUGGUUGCGGCACUGGAGCUGUCCCAACAACUGGCAAUCUUGCUUAUAACAAUGGCGCAGCUGCUUCUGCGGCUGCCGGUACCAGCGUCACUACCAGCCAACGCCAUCUCAACAAUAUCGGUGGCGGCAGCAUUGGAAACUUGGAUUACGAUGAUGGCGGCAGUAUUACUGGCGCAUCCGCCACAACCACGCACACCGCAGGCGGCCUUGGUGGCCCUAUGGGCAAUGGCGGUAUUGGUGGCGUUGCCUCGCCUGGCGGUCAAAACAUCGGUGGCAUUGGCGGUACCGGAACUGGUGCUGGUAGUACCGGCGCAGUUGGCAAAGAAGUGCGAUACGCUCCAUUCCCAAUACCAUCACCGACGCACUCCAAUCCGACGACUUCCCAUAUGCACGGCAGCAUGGGCACUGGCGCAUUGCAGCGCGCACAUUCCAGAUCCAUGUCCUCCAUACCACCACCCGAACCCUUUAUGAUAGCGCAAUCGAAACAAGUGAAUAGCCGCGUGUCCAUCAAUGUAGGCGGCGUCAAACAUGAGGUUCUCUGGCGCACACUCGAAAGACUGCCGCACACACGUCUGGGCCGAUUGCGCGAAUGCACCACGCACGAGGCAAUUAUUGAGCUAUGCGACGACUAUUCGAUAGUCGACAACGAGUAUUUCUUCGACCGACACCCGAAAAGUUUCAGCUCCAUAUUGAACUUCUAUCGUACCGGAAAGCUACACAUCGUCGACGAGAUGUGUGUUCUGGCAUUUAGUGAUGAUCUCGAGUACUGGGGGGUCGAUGAGUUGUAUCUGGAGUCGUGCUGCCAGCACAAGUACCACCAGCGAAAAGAGAAUGUGCACGAAGAAAUGCGCAAAGAAGCCGAAUCGCUGCGACAACGGGACGAAGAAGAGUUCGGCGAAGGCAAGUGUGCUGAAUACCAGAAGUACUUGUGGGAGCUGCUCGAGAAGCCAAACACCAGCUUCGCCGCGAGGGUUAUCGCAGUGAUAUCCAUACUAUUUAUAGUCCUGUCUACCAUAGCCCUGACGUUGAACACCCUACCACAACUACAACACAGUGAGAAUGGUACACCAUCCGAUAAUCCGCAAUUGGCUAUGGUUGAGGCCGUUUGCAUAUCGUGGUUCACCUUAGAGUAUAUACUUAGGUUUAGUGCGUCGCCGGACAAAUGGAAAUUCUUUAAGGGCGGCCUUAACAUAAUCGAUCUAUUGGCAAUACUCCCAUAUUUUGUUUCCCUAUUCCUAUUGGAGACGAAUAAGAAUGCAACGGACCAGUUCCAGGAUGUGCGCCGGGUGGUGCAAGUAUUUCGCAUCAUGCGCAUCCUGCGAAUCCUUAAGCUGGCCCGUCACUCAACGGGCCUGCAGUCGUUAGGCUUUACGCUACGUAAUUCAUAUAAGGAACUCGGUCUACUAAUGCUGUUCCUGGCCAUGGGCGUUCUCAUAUUUUCUUCGCUGGCAUAUUUUGCCGAAAAGGAUGAAAAGGAUACAAAAUUCGUUUCAAUACCGGAAACAUUUUGGUGGGCGGGUAUUACAAUGACAACUGUUGGCUACGGGGACAUCUAUCCCACUACUGCACUGGGAAAGGUUAUUGGUACUGUGUGUUGCAUAUGCGGUGUUCUGGUAAUCGCUUUGCCUAUUCCCAUCAUCGUUAACAAUUUUGCUGAAUUUUAUAAGAACCAGAUGCGACGCGAGAAGGCGCUCAAGCGACGUGAGGCGCUCGAUCGGGCGAAACGUGAAGGAAGCAUCGUCUCCUUUCAUCAUAUCAAUCUGAAAGAUGCCUUUGCCAAAUCCAUGGAUCUCAUAGAUGUUAUUGUCGAUACAGAAAAGCGCGAAAGUCGCAAUAGAUCAAUAAAAAAUUGGCAUCGUUUAACCCACGCGCUACGACGGUCCUCCACAGGGCACAAUCUCUCACAGACCGAUGGGAAUAGCACCGAAGACGGCGAGUCAACCAGCGGCGGCGGCCGCAACCCGGCCACCACCGGCGCCGGCUGCUACCGGAACUUCGAUCAUAUGGCCAAUCUGAGGAAUUCGAAUAUGACGCAUCACUUUCGUCCAUCUGUACCUGACCAGGAAUCAGUUCCUCCAUAUAGUUAUGUCGAUACUCCGAAUGCCCACCUAACGUCCAUGACGGCCAUGGAGAGCUACAAGCGCGAACAACAACAACGCCAGCUGCAGCAGCAAUUGCUACGCGAACAGCGUGAGAAGCUGGAGCAAUUGGCGCAGCAGCAGGCGGAUACCCUCCUCACCACAUCCGUUGCACCCUUACUGAGCACAGCAGCAUCAGCAGCGGUUACAACAACAGCCGCCGCUAACACCUUGCCGAUAAUCACGGCUAAUGGCGGUGCGAGUGUGCCAAGCGGAGCCGGUAAUGCGGUUGGCUCGGGCUCCAACACCGCGGCGGCGGCAGCAGCCGCAGCAGUGGACGAUACUGCUGCCAACUCCUCACAGGCAGGUGAUAGCGUGUCGCUGGUGCCAUCCGGUCCACGGCCAUUGCAAAUGAUGAUAGCACCUGGGGAAGUGGCCGAGCUGCGACGUCAGGUGGCACUCGAGAAUUUGCAAAACCAGAGAAUGGAUAAUUUCGAACAGGAUGUACCGGUGGAGUUUGAAUGCUGCUUUUGCACAACGAAGGACUUCAAGGAGUUCACCGAUGCCGAGGGUGUAAUUUCGCUUCCAACGUCGGAUUUCCACAAGCCCGUUUGCGUGGAGAUGCGAAUGGCUGCCAAUCAAGCGAACCGAGAUCUGCGCGCCAACCAGUUCGGUUUGCUGGCCCCACCUAUACACCUGCCGACGUCUCAGCCACAGUUAGUAGGGGCCAUUACUGCCGCUACAGGCGACGCACAUGCCGAAGUCAUAUUUUCGAUUGGCGGUGGUGGCGGCGUGAUGCGCACCCCACACCAUCUGCCCCAGCACACUGCCAAUAGCCUAGCGCCGAUUGCAUCGCAAUCAUCAUCCACCUCGUCAUCGUAUGGCACCACUACGUCCACCACCAUAGCUCUGCCACUCGACACUCCAUUUCGUUACCCACCAUUCAUCACUAGCUACAGCAACAAUAACUUCAAUUACAAUUAUAACAAUAAUUUCAAUACAACAUCGGUGGGUGCAUGUCCAGCACUGUCAAUGGCAACCGGUAAUGCUGCUCUGGCUUUGGGGAGCAAUUUUAAUAACAACUUCAAUGUUAACAUCAACAACAAUAACAAUGCAGAUCUGGCUAGCGUGGACAGUUCGGAUACGUACGCCAGCUGUCAAACUCAUCCAUUUCAUUCCCAAGGUGAUCUCACUGCCGACCUGGCCGACGAAGCGUGUGCACUGGACAUCGACAUGGAUAACUUGUACAUAAACCCGUUGGAAAAAGAAUCGACGACGUCGACAAGUGGACCAGGCACAACAGGUUAUAUCGUCGGUCUUCCACCAACCGGUGCUACUGGUCUGACACCGAUGGGACUGAUGCGUUCGCAGGUGAAGAAAAGCACGUCGGGAGACACGGCGCUACGUAAUAUGGCCGCAGGCGGUCUGAGUCCGAUGGACGAGGUAUAUCAAAACUUCGAAGUGCAAGAACGCGGCAGUCGUGUUAGUCUCAAUGAGAAUCCCGUUCCAAAACACCGCAAAACACGAUUCCAAAGUUUCACGUCGAUGCCUACCGGCGCAGGGACUUCAAACAAGCCACGAGCACGCUUCGAAGAGGCCAAGAUCAUACAAGACAACGCAAGCGGCAGCCACGAUAGCAGCCCUGCCGGCAGCGGGAGCAAGAAGAAGCGCUCAUCAUUCAUGCCCGGAAAGAGUUUAGCCACUGCCACCAAGCUAAUCAACCAGCAUCUGUUCGGAAUACAGAAUGUUGGACAAAAAGCGAAAUUCGAAAGUAAACAUUCCUCGUCGAUAGACUCUAUCGACGUAUCUCCAAAUCUUGAGCAGCAUCGACGUUCAAAGUCGAUACUCAAAAACAAAUCUGAUAUCUCACGGGUGCUCGCAGAUCCCGAGAGCGAGCGCCUACUGGCCGACAAUAUGUCUGGGUCGGGUGUGUCUGACAAUGGCACCGUCAUGUUUUGUUUACAGGGCGAAUCUGGCAGCGAUUACUCACCGAAUAAAUUACCUCACUCAAUUUUAGCCAAGUCUAUCUCCCCACCACCAUUGCGGCAUCGGAUGCUGAUACAACAGCGUUCCGGCCCUGCGACGCUGCAGUCGAGGCCAACAAAAUUCCAAACGCCACGCUACCCAGAGGAGCAAGCGUUGCGCCACGUCAAGCCAAUGUUGGCGCGUUCAACUGCCACAUCGCACAUGUCCGGCGACAGUCGAUACGACUCGACCAACAGAGACAGUAGUCAAGACUCGGAAACCACUUUUACGUCCAACGUGAACAUACGCAGCGAAACUGGUGACGGUGGUGCCGUGAGCAAUGGUGAGGCGGCUGGUUCUAGCGAUGAAAAUCGUUCGCUCCUACAACGUGGCAACUCCGAUGAACAAAACGAUAGGGAUGAAAAUGGUGGCGGUGAAACUGGGGCCACGUAGCAAUUACUUAAAAA